Molecule: messenger RNA, 1616 nt
Organism: Durusdinium trenchii
Lineage: Eukaryota; Dinophyceae; Suessiales; Symbiodiniaceae
Source: the annotation of a GenBank genome assembly
GUGAUUUUCUGGUCUGUAAUUUGUUUCUUUGUGUGACACACACUGACUUGGACCUCUUUUGAAUGGGCUGCGAGUCAAAUUCCCGGAGCCCCAAACCCUGAGUUCACCUCCUCGUAAUCUAUUCUGUUCCUUUUCGGUGCUCACCCAAGGUUUCCAGUUUUGACCCACAGCCGAAACCAGUGUCUUGUGGUCAGUGGUAGGUGGAUUCACUGUUGUUUGAGGUUGGUUCAUGUGGUGCUGGUCCGACCCGUCCAAUCCGGCUACCUUUCCAGGAAUGCAGCCCACCUUUAUGGCAAACGACGGUGGCCAACUUCGAAGCAGAGCCUUUGGCGGAGCUUGGUGUAAUCACCUGUUGGUGUGCCAUGCUUUUGCUCUUUCGAAGCCUCUUUGCUAGCAUGCCCUCCACCCGCAGUCCAAUCUGCACGGGUCCUGUCGAUUGUCCUGACGGUUCCACACGCAAACGACUGCAGGAGGGAGUCUGGAAAAGUUUUGCAUGGCUUCUAUGGGUGUGUAUCGUUGCAUUGUUCUCCUUGCCCGCGAUCCUCUUCGCCAUCGUCCAGUCUGUGCCGGCACAGCACAACGAGGCCAUCAGCGAGGACCUCUUGAAGCUUCUUCACAAGGCAGCUCCUGUACUGACAGUCUUGAUUGACAUGGCCCUAGCGGUACGACUCUCGAUGAAGUAUUCCAGUCUCACUGGAUUGCAUGCCGAUCGAUUGCUGAUGACGUUCCGGCUCUUUUCGGCUUGGCUUUUGCCCUUGUUGGUCACUGUCUUUCUGGACGAAAACUGUCUUUCAGGCUGGAAAAUCAGUUGGAGUGUUUGCCAAGACGCAAUCGAGCAGAAGCGCUUUGAUUGGAGUAUCUAUGGCGAAGAGAUCCUUAGCACCAGAAGAGACAUUUGCGGCUGGAACGAGACUUGGUGGUCUGACGGCCGCUGUAGUCGUGCCAUCGUGGGAAACUUGGCACCCUUUUUACUGAACAAACUGCUGAUAAGGAGUACACUGCAACCGGUUCUGUUGUUGCUCUUGUGGCAGCUUUCACGCUUGGAAGGCCAAGAAGACCUGCAGAAGGGGCAGCCGCUUCGAAUUCUAGGUUUUGGCCCCAGAACCAGCGGCUCCCUGCAACCCUUGCAACAAAUGUCCCUGCUGACGACACUGAUGGAAGUCUUGGUUUUCUGGACUCCAUUCAUACCCUUGCUGAGCAUUGGCAUUCUGAGCGCUAGCACUGCAAACCUUUUCAUCUUUGACUUGGGAGUUUGGCGCUUUGGGGUCAGGCUACCACUCAAUGAAAUGAACCAGAAAGCUGCAUUGGCGAAGGCCUACUUGAGAUUCGCCCUUGGUGCUGGCUGUUGCUUCCAGCUUUGGCAUGCUUUUGCUUCUAAAAUGUAUGGGCGAUACAUUUUGCUGGGCUUAAGCAUCACGGUGAUGGGGCCAUGGACCCCCAGAUUCUUGCCUGUCGAGCUGGCCCGACGUUAUUUCUGGGCGAAAUCGACGCGUCCAAGCGAGGAAGAGACGAAAUCGAUUGAAAUGACCCAGUCUGACCGCAUCUGACCGUGAUGUGUUUGGCGACCGUGAUGUGUUGCUUUGAUCUGGAUGACAUGCAGCGCCCGUCCAAAAGAA